Zophobas morio is the source of this 2197-nucleotide messenger RNA. RefSeq names its product tolloid-like protein 1. Gene Ontology annotation, molecular function: metalloendopeptidase activity; calcium ion binding. The transcript is spliced from 4 exons. The record is from RefSeq and is a predicted model, not a curated record. Bases 28 to 2103 code for a protein of 691 amino acids. Lineage: Eukaryota; Metazoa; Arthropoda; Insecta; Coleoptera; Tenebrionidae.
GCGAUUGUUGCAUUUUCAUUGUCCAAAAUGAGUGCACACUACGCACUAUUGGUUUUUUUAGUGUCAACAAUUGCCACUAAUGGUCAAAGUCAAACUUUCACCCCUCUCGCAACUUGCGGGGCUACUUUCUAUCGAAAAACCGGCUCCUUUUCCUCGCCCCCCUUCUACAACCCCUCUAAACCGUGCCAGUGGCGCAUCUCCGCAGCCCCCGACGAAAAAAUCCUCCUCAACAUUACAGACAUCGAUAUCGAAAAAUCGCCAGACUGCGUUUCCGGGUUCGUGGAAAUCCGAGAUGGCUUUUGGCGAAAAUCUCCACUGAUUGGAAAAUUCUGCGGAAAAGACAACGGGUUGGACACCAUCUUGUCGACGGGCAAUCGCAUGUUGGUGUCUUAUAUGCACAGAACUGGCAACCGAGGGUUUAAAGCCAGUUAUCAAGUCUUCUGUGGGGGCGAAAUCUACGUAGAAACUGAACAUAUUUUGCAGUCGCACGAAAACACAGGGAAUUAUCCAGCUGAUAAGAAGUGUCUGUGGACUAUUAUAGUUCCCGAGGGCCAACAAGUCGUGCUAGACUUCGACAAAUUCAACUUAGAACACGAACCCAACUGUUUGAACGAUUUUGUGGAAGUUAUCGAUGCUGGAACUUCGUUGUCGAAGUUCUGUGGAAACGAAACUCCCUCGAAGAUUAUGUCGUCGUCGAACAUUCUCCAGGUGAAGUUCGUUUCGGACUCCUCCGUGCAGAAACAAGGUUUUUCCGCACGCAUCAUGGCGGAGUACGAUGAAUGCGCCACUGGGGAUGAUGGGUGUGCCCAUAAGUGCGUUAAUACCCUGGGAAGCUACAGAUGUGAAUGCAAAACUGGGUACGAUUUGAACUCGGAUGGUAAAAAUUGCCAGAAGACUUGUGGGGGGUUGUUGGAGGAGGCAGCAGGUGUGGUCGAGUCGCCCUCUUUUCCCGGGGAGUAUCUCCCGAAUAAGACUUGCGUCUGGGAGAUUGUGACGUCAGCGGAGAAUAUGGUGUAUUUGAAUUUUACCCAUUUUGAUAUUGAAGGGAAGAAUCAAACUCAUAGCAAGAAGGAGAAGUGCGAGAAGGAUAAGUUGGAGGUUGUCAGUAUGGCGGGGGAGAAUGUUCUGAAACGACACGGAAUGUUUUGUGGGGGGGUUAUGCCAGAACCCAUUUUCUCAAAAAGCAGUGUCCUGAAAAUCGUUUUCAGCGCGGAUGGGGAAGAGGAGAGGACGGGAUUUGCGUUGAACUAUCUUACAUAUAAAAACACGUGUGAUAAAUUCAACGGGAACUGUCAGCAUGAAUGCUACACAACCCCAAGCAGUGGCCGAAAAUGCGUCUGUCUGAAAGACUACACUCUACAGCCAAACAACCAGGACUGCAAAAAAGGUCUUUGCGACUACCAGAUCUCUUCCACAUCCGGGACCAUCCAUAGCGUCAACUAUCCUAACCCAUACCCCCAUAGCACAUCUUGCUCUUGGCACUUUAAAACCACGCCAGGUCACAAACUAGAACUACAUUUCGUCGUUUUUGAAACAGAACCAGAUAAUCAGUGUGCUAGAGACUACGUAGUUAUCUACGAUGGUCCUUCUUCGGCUUCACGCAACGUAGGAAGACUAUGCGGAUCUCGAUCAAAUUUCAAAACGACGUCCACAACUAACGAAAUGUUCGUGUAUUUCCGAACAGAUCACUCGGUAGCUCCUAAGGGAUUUGAGGCAAAGUACACUUCAGUCUGUGGAGGGACGUGGAAUGUUAGUACUGAGGACAACUACAUUUACUCCCAUGAUGGAUAUGGACUUACGACUUAUUACGCAAAUUCGGUUUGUGACUGGAAGAUUGUGGCUCUCCCUGCCCACAAAACGUUUCUAGCAAUUGAAGUCCUCCACAUUGAAGAAACCGACGACUGUGAGUUCGAUUUUGUAGAAAUUUUUGAUGGGGAGGUAUCCGCGGGGAAGUUUUGUGGCAGCAAUGUUACGAAAGAGUUUAUCUCUUAUAAUAAUUAUACCAUCAAGUUCCGAACAGAUGACACGAAUAGUGAUAAAGGGUUUAGGAUUAGGUACAAGGGUCUGAAGAAUGAUCACGUUGUUAAGGUCGAUCCGAACUGAUUUAAGAAACGAAGGAAAGUGAACAAAAAAUUAAAGCUAAACACACAUUAUACAUUAUAGUUUGAAAGCAAAAAUAAAAUUUUUACCUAAAUUA